AUGAAGCUGCUCUUGGUGACCGUGGCAUUCUUUGGCGCCGAGAGCUCUGGGUCGCCGAUGCCCUUCUUCCGUGGCUCGCCCCGGCUCGGCUUGCCGCAGGGCGACGCGAGCCGCCACGGCCAGCAGCGUAGCAGCCCAGAGAUCGACCGUGCAGCGUCUUCAAGCGAGGAACUGGAGGAAGAAGCAGGCGCCUUGCGAGCACCAGGUGACACUGAAGAGAACCAGGACAAGCAUGAUGAGGGAGACCGGUGGGCACCAGCAGAUUGGGAUGCAUAUGCCUAUGCUGAAGCGCAGGAGUGGGGCGCGAUGAGGGGAGAGGAUGAGGAGCCUCCUCAACCAAUGGAUGCAAGGGCCUUCAUUGGUUGGGGUCGCCGUUGGGGCUACAGGCCCUACGUCCGCCCCUACUACCGGCCCUACCGGCGCUACCGGCCUUACUACCACUCCUACUGGCCAUAUUACCGGUGA
Molecule: messenger RNA, 465 nt
Organism: Durusdinium trenchii
Lineage: Eukaryota; Dinophyceae; Suessiales; Symbiodiniaceae
Source: the annotation of a GenBank genome assembly